Messenger RNA from Umbelopsis ramanniana AG, 2196 nucleotides. RefSeq lists its product as uncharacterized. The record is from RefSeq and is a predicted model, not a curated record. The coding region runs from base 1 to 2196 and encodes 731 amino acids. Gene Ontology annotation, biological process: carbohydrate metabolic process. Lineage: Eukaryota; Fungi; Mucoromycota; Umbelopsidomycetes; Umbelopsidales; Umbelopsidaceae. Gene Ontology annotation, molecular function: hydrolase activity, hydrolyzing O-glycosyl compounds; cellulose binding. The transcript has 10 exons. Gene Ontology annotation, cellular component: extracellular region.
AUGCGCUUGACUCUUUUUCUCACUGCGUCGGUUGCUAUCUCGCAUGUAGCAGCUGCUGCGACUCAAAACUAUGCGCUUGCAUUCCAAACUUCCAUUCGCUGGUUUGAAGCUCAAACUAGUGGUGUUAAACCAUCCUGGUCUACCAUCUCCUGGAGAGGUGAUUCCGCUUUGUUAGACGGAAAAGACCAUGGACUUGACUUGACUGGAGGAUGGUACGAUGCCGGUGACCAUGUUAAGUUUGGCUUGCCUAUGGCUUAUACUACCACUAUGUUGGCUUGGGGUAUGAUUGAAUAUGGAUCCACAUACGACAAGCUAGGUCAAACAACAUAUUUCCUCAAUAACCUGAGGGUUGCCUUGGACUACUUCAUCAAGGCCCAUCCUUCUGACAAUGUCUUUUACGGCCAAGUCGGAGAUGGCUCUGCUGAUCAUGCUUUCUGGGGAGCUCCAGAAAAUUUGGAUCAAGUCUUUGGAAACCGCCCUACCUAUGCUAUCAACACCACCUGCCCUGGUUCUGAACUGGCUGGUGAGACUGCUGCUGCCAUGGCUGCUGCUUCCAUUCUCUUCAAGUCGAGCGAUCCUACCUAUUCUGCCACUCUUCUCGCUCAUGCCAAGACUCUUUACAACUUUGCUGACCAGUACAGAGGAAAAUAUGACUCCUGUAUUCCUGCUAGUGGAUUCUAUACCAGUUUCUCUGGAUACAAUGAUGAACUUGCUUGGGGUGCCAUGUGGUUGUACAAGGCCACAAAUGACACUACCUAUUCUACAAAGGCACUGGCAGCUUAUGCUACUUUGAGCACAGUACAAGGUUCAUCCAAUCAUUCAUUCGCUUGGACUACCUCUUGGGACGACAAGUCAUACGCAUGCUACGUCUUGGGUGCAAAGUUGUUUGGAGACUCUGUUGGUAACGCUACCUUUGCUUUGGAUGCUCAGCGAAAUCUUGACUGGUGGACUGUUGGUGUCGGCUCCAGCAAAGUCACUUAUAGCCCUGGAGGUCAAGCUUGGUUGGAUACCUGGGGAAGCACCCGCUAUGCUUCUACUGCUUCAUUCUUGGCCUUGGUGUAUGCUGAUCACCUUGGUACCUCACAUCCACUCUACUCCAGAUACCACGAUUUUGCAAAGGGUCAAAUUGAUUAUAUUUUGGGAAAUAAUCCUCGCAGCUGCAGUUAUCUCGUAGGCUAUGGAAGUUGCUAUCCACAAACUCCUCAUCAUCGCGGUUCCCAUGGUUCAUGGACUAACUCUUUGACCAGCCCAACCUAUCAAAGACACAUUGUGUAUGGCGCUCUAGUUGGAGGUCCAGGCAGUGCUAACGAUCAAUUCACUGACGAUCGUUCAGCCUAUGGCACCAACGAGCCUGGAUGUGAUUAUGUAUCGGCUUUUGUUGCAUCUGCUGCUCGUCUUGCUCAAGAAUAUGGCGGUACAACUGCAACUUCGUUCCCUGAUAAGCCGCUAGAUGACUAUGAGCUUUCGGUCAAUGCGUCCAUCAACGCAGCCGGUACUGGGUUCACCGAAAUUGCAGCAUGGUUCAUUAACAAGAGUGGAUGGCCUGCCAGAGUCACCAAAGAUCUCGUAUUGCGAUAUUACUUUACCUUGGACGGUGCAACUACUCCUAGCCAGAUCUCAUACACCGUCAACUAUAACCAAUGCGGUGCUGGUGCUGUUACUGGCCCCUUCCUUGCCUAUGGAAAUGUGUAUUACAUGAAUGUUUCUUGCGCAGGCGAUGCUAUCUAUCCUGGCGGCCAACAAUACUUCCAGCAGCAAAUACAAUUCCGAAUCGUUAGUGCAGGCACAUGGGACCCCACCAAUGACUGGUCCUAUCAAGGAUUAACCACAAGCAACCAGCGUGUUAGCUACAUCCCACUUUAUGAAGGUUCCAAUGUUGUCUACGGCAGUGCUCCCAACUCGACCAUCACCACCACGACAACAACCAGCUCUGGCCCUACUAGCACUACCGCUACUUCUACCACUACUACAAGCACGUCAGCUACACCUACUACCACUACUACCACCACUACAACAACUACUACAAAGACUACAACAUCCAAGACAUCUACUUCCGCCACAACUACUACUUCAAGCUCUGCUGGUUGUGCUACUCAUUGGGGACAGUGUGGUGGCUCUGGCUGGAACGGACCCACCUGUUGCGAAUCUGGAACUACAUGCCAAGUAUCCAACCCUUACUACUCGCAAUGUCUUUAA